AUGUUGUCCAAACGCAUGCUGUCGCGGGAGGAGGAAGAAGAGAUUGGCGAGGAGAAGGAAGUCCGCAAGGUCGACCAAGAAAGAAUCAACCGCUUCAGUCGCAUACACUCCCGUCAGAAAGCCCUGGAGGAUGAGUUGAAGGGCAAGCAGAAAGACAAGGAGGAUCUAGAGGAGAUAUCCACAGAGCUGGAGCUUGCGGAUGAGGACGAGAAAGUGCCCUACAAGAUUGGCGAAACGUUUUUCAACCUUCCCAUUCCAGAGGUCCAGGAGCUCCUGUCUUCAUCUGUUGAGAGGAUAGACGGAGAAGUCACAACGCUCGAAGAACGAAUCAGCGAGAUCAGCGAGGAGAUGUCAGACCUGAAGAGUGCUCUCUAUGGGCGAUUCGGUCGGAGCAUCAACCUGGAAGCUUGA
Saxophila tyrrhenica is the source of this 411-nucleotide messenger RNA. RefSeq lists its product as uncharacterized. The record is from RefSeq and is a predicted model, not a curated record. Gene Ontology annotation, cellular component: cytoplasm; prefoldin complex. Lineage: Eukaryota; Fungi; Ascomycota; Dothideomycetes; Mycosphaerellales; Extremaceae. The transcript is spliced from 4 exons. Bases 1 to 411 code for a protein of 136 amino acids. Gene Ontology annotation, biological process: protein folding.